This is a messenger RNA of Prorocentrum cordatum, 3606 nucleotides long. The record is from the annotation of a GenBank genome assembly. Lineage: Eukaryota; Dinophyceae; Prorocentrales; Prorocentraceae.
AUGCCGGCGUCGCGCAGCGGGGCGCAGGGGCUCUUCAUGGCGGAAGCGGUGAAGGUGAACGACGAGCUCGGCCCCCCCUUCAGCCCCGCUUGGAGCCUGGGCGAGCUGAAGCAGAGCAUCAGGGAGAACCUGCCCCCGCGGAACGAGACGGAGGCGCAGGGAGCAGCGAGGGGCAUCAGCUCCACAAAGAAGGCCGAGCUGAUCGAGGAGGCGACGGUGGUCGGGGCCCACAUCGCGCCGAACAUGACGAGUGCAGUCCUCCAGAAGACCACGCUGGAGCCGACCGACUACACGGUCCUCAUCCAGUACCCUCCCUACGCCGAGUGGGCCAAGAUGGAGGCGAACUCCGAGAGCGGCUGGGAGCUCAUCAGGACAGUGGGCGUUCCGAUGAAGGACGAGCUUGCGGACGAGGUGAAGCAGGCCGCAGACUCGGGGGGGAAGCAGGCCAACCGCCGCGUCCAGGAGGAAAUGCUAUCAGCACUGGGCCAGCUCAACCAGAGGGUGGAGAGGCUCGAGGAGCAGCCGAGGGCACCGAGCACAUCCGACGGGGGCUUCAAGUGGGUUCCAAUCCGAAUGGUCUGGGCGGGGUCUGAACCGCGGGGGCUGGGCCCACGGAGGCAGCGCUGGCUCGCGAGGUGCAUCAAUGAGACCGACCACACCGAGGACCUCGAGGCGCCACUCGCCCGUGGAGGGGUCAAGCUAAUGGAGGUGGCCUGCAGUCCAGCCCCCAUCCUGAGCGCGAAGAUGGCCGAGAAGUUUGGCGAGGCGAUCAAGGAGCACAAGGGUGCGGCGCAGCUAGUAUACGACCAAGUGGCGCAGGGCAAGCACGCGCACUGGGAAUGGCCCGUCAAGUGCGAGGGGUGGGGCCACGCCAUGAUCUGGCAGAUGGUGGAGGACUGCGCGAUGACCGCGGUCAUGGUGGCCGGGUGCCAGCUCGGGGAAAAGAACGAGAAGGGUGACCCGCUUCUCAAGGAGAUCGCCGCGACGCCCCCAAAGAUGGCGGCGAGGAUGGCCACCGAGUGUCCAGGAAGUCAUCGGCAUGGCGAGCUCACAGGAGGUGGACUCACAGCAUCCACGAGCUACUAUACAGACGAGUUUGCGAAGAGAGCGGCGCGUACCAUGAUUGAGGAGAGCUUGCCCGAUUACCACGAGUUCAUGAGGAAGCUGACCGAGACCAUGGUGCCUGAGGAGCAGGCCCUGACCGCAGGCAAAGAGAAAGGCUCCACGGAUGCGGACCUGGGCUCCAAGGAGUACCAGAAGAUCAUGCGAUGGCUCACCUCUGUGCAUGGGGGAUCGGGCCACCACAGUUCGAAGGCCCCCAUGCUGAACGCGCCGAGUAGAGAGGGUGCGAGCCUUCAGCUGCUGCGCGUGGCAGAGGAUUUCCAGUGCGAUGCCCAUGCUGAGGCGAACCACCACCGACCGACGCAAGCACCAGUCCGCCUCGAACCCAUGCCCCCAAAGUGGAAGCGCAUCCAGCCCGAUCAGUCCGAGUGGGGGCGCCCUCAGAAGAAGGCGAGGUCCAAGUUCUCACUGAUCACAGAGGAGAGCUACAUGGUGAGGGUCAGCAAGCUGCUCUACCACAUGACGGGUGAGGCUGCAGAGCACUUCGACUCCGACUCUAUCGUGUACGAGGCGGUCCCAGGGCAGGCCCACGGACAUAUCUCCCUCGCGGAAGAGGCUAUCCAGGCCACGAAGGGGACGAUGGACAGGCACGUGGUGGAGAUCCCAGAGAUGACCGCCGAGGAAGCCCUCGCCCGAGCUAUAAGCUACUGCAGCGGGGAAACUCUCGGGUGGACGUUCAAGGCCCAGCGGGCCGGCCGGGGGCAGGGCGAGAACUACACGAAGAUGCACGCCGCAGGGCAGGAGUACUUGAGGCAGGUCUACCCGCGACGGAUCAGGCGGGCGGAGAACGCGAAGAACCAGGCGCUGAAGGCCGCGGCCCCUAGCGCGUGGGCGCACUACUUCCGCGAGGAGAAGGGCGAGACCAAGGGCUGGUUCAAGGGCCUCGCGCGGGCGUUCGCUGCGGAGACCAGUCGCCCGGCGGGCGGUGACCGCGGGGAGAACCAUGCCAUGCAUCCAGGACGGGUUGGGCCGGUGGCAUGGCUGGCCCGGGCAGGCCGCAUCAUCGAGGUGGACCUGUGCCAGAUCUUGCGGAAGUCGAUCCGAAAGAAAGGGGAUCAUCCCGGCGGCACCAUAGACGAGGUGGAGGCAGCGAGAGCUGCAUCAGCCGAGGAGACCAUGAAGGAGAGAGCUGCCCUCAUGGCCACGGCCUCACCAGAUGCCCGGGAUUUCUGGACAAGGCGGGGCACGUCGCUGGAGGCGUCGGUGGAGGUGCCUCUCGCAGGAAAGGCCCUGAAGCAGGCCACGAGACACAUGGGCACCUACAUGGCGGGCCAGCUGCGCAAGGACGCCAUGCGCGCGCGGUGGAUCCUGGAGCGGAAGGUAGACGAGGCCACGGGCGAGAAGAAGCCGAAGGCCAGGAUCGUGGUUCUAGGCUACACGGACCCAGAGCAUGAACACCGCCCGACGACAGCACCCACCAUGACACGUACAUCUCGGCAGAUGGUGUUGCAAGUGAUGUCAUGGUUUGGCUUCAAGGGGUUUAGCGCAGAUGUGACCGGAGCUUUCACGCAGAACCGGGUGAUCCAGCAUGACCUCUUCGUGAUGCCAGUCAAGGAGCUGGCCACUGCCCUUGGGGUGUCCGAGGGUGCCGCGAUGAGGCUUCGGAAGGCCGUGCGCGGGCUCGUGGAAGCAGCCAUCGAGUGGUUCAUGACAGUCAGUGAGGAUCUUGAGGAGUUUGGCUGGACCAAGAUGAAGAUGGAGGCGCUGCGGGCCUUCGUGGACCCCGAGAAGCUGGACAGGCUGAUCGCGGCGAAGGGCGACCUCGACAUCCUGGCCAUUGCCGGCUCGCACGUGGACGACUUCUUGAUUGGGAGAAAGGAGUCUGAGCCACGGUGGAUAGCAGCACGGGAGAAGAUCGAGGAGCGCUUCAAGUGGAGGACCUGGGAGACCUAUAAGUUCAUUCAGAUUGGCGUCCGGAUCGUGCAGCUGGUCGACAAGAGCUUCCGCAUGGACCAGAGCGAGCACAUCAAGACCAUCGAGAAGGCAGAUAGGUCCCCCGAGCGCAAGAAGAACAAGGCCCAGGUGCUCGUGCCCAUCGAGUGGUCCGACUCCUCAGAGUCCAACCAGCCAGACCGGGAGUCUACCAAGGGCCUGGCGGACGUGGGCAUGAUGUCCUGGAAGUCCAGCAAGAUAGAUCGUGGGUGCCAGAGCUCAGUCGCAUGUGAGACGAUGUCCGCAGUGGACGGAGAAGAUGAGCUGUUCGGAGACAAACUACAGUGGCUAGGGACCCCAGGCAACAGCAUCGACUGGCGGAUCCCAGAGGAGGCCCUGUCCAGUCUGCCAGCUGCCGUGGUCGCGGACGCCAAGGGCCUCUACGACAAGCUACAGACGGCCGCGCGCACCUUCCGGGGCAAGGAGAAGCGUACCGACGCGGAGGCCAUGACCCUGAAGGAGGGGGCGACAGCCGCCAACAACUGGGCUUUCUGGGUACAUGGGGACGCCCAGUUGGCGAAGUCACGAAGGGACACGAGCCAGGUCAGCUGA